Molecule: messenger RNA, 2353 nt
Organism: Cryptomeria japonica (Japanese cedar)
Lineage: Eukaryota; Viridiplantae; Streptophyta; Pinopsida; Cupressales; Cupressaceae
Product: U3 small nucleolar RNA-associated protein 18 homolog
Exons: 1
Coding region: 192-1889 (565 amino acids)
Biological process (GO): rRNA processing
Cellular component (GO): small-subunit processome; Pwp2p-containing subcomplex of 90S preribosome
Molecular function (GO): protein binding
Source: RefSeq, a predicted model, not a curated record
UAAAUACUUAUCGCAAGGAAACCCUAAUUCGUUCUUAGCAAUCUAAAUAUUUUGUAGUACCGCAGAGGAAGAAUUGUGAAGGCGAAAUCCCCUUCAGCUUUGCUUAAUACUGUCUGUGAGGAAAGUUUCGGAUUGCAGGGCUUUCAUUAUAAAUCUGGGAACAAUACCAGAAAUCUACGAAAUUAGAUAUAAUGUCUGUCAUGAUUUCUCAAAAUGUCCAGCAGCGUCACACAAACAACACCCAGAAACACGAAGAACGAAAGUUCUCGAAGAAAAAGCAUCAUAAAGAGAGGAGCCCUCAUAUUGAUGCCAAUAAGGCAGACGAAGAAUCCGGUUUAGAAGACAACAGAGAUAUUGUCCCGGCUAUGGGGAAGGUGGCCAGGAAAAGAAAAAACAGGCGUGCAAGGGAAGAAAAACUAGAAAUGGAGAAGGACAGUGUAGAGAAAAAGAGGCUCGAAAGCCUUCUCUUUGGAUUCGAUAAAACACAAUAUGAUGAAAAUGAUGAAAAACUCCGUGUGUGGUUUACAGACAAAACCGCAGGUUCUGAAAGGUCUGCAUUGGAAGAAGAAGAUGGCCACGUAGAGGAAGUAAGAAAGCCUGCUUGGAUCGAUGAGGAAGAGACCCAAGCACUCGUUGACAUUUCAAAGGUAAACCGAUUGAAAAAAUUAAGAAAAGAAGAAAACGAGGGUUUAAUUUCAGGAACUGAUUAUGUUAGUAGGUUAAGGCACCAGCAUGCUAGGUUAAACCCCGGUACGGAAUGGGCUGAUUCGGGUAGAGGAAAGCAUAAGGGUUUAGGGUUUGGAUCUGAUGAUUCUGAUGAGGACGAAGGUUUAGGGUUUAGGGAUAGUGAGGGUUUUGAAGAUGGGAAUGAUUUGUUGAGGAGUAAUGAGGAAUUUGUGGUCAGGAGCAAAGAUAAGCUUUUGCCUGGGUUGAUUGAGUAUUCUAGGCUCACGGAUGCUAACGCAGAGGACCCAUCCAAUGCAGUUGUGCAGUCUGUGGCGUUUCAUAGGAAUGGUCAACUUUUGCUUACUGCCGGGCUUGAUAAGAAGUUGAAGCUUUUUCAAAUUGAUGGAAAGCGGAAUGCUAAAAUCCAGAGCAUUUUUAUUCAGGAUCUACCUAUUUACAAGGCUGCAUUCUUGCCUGAUGGAUCGCAGGUUAUUGUGGCAGGGAGGAGGAAAUAUUUUUAUAGUUUGGAUGUGGUGAAUGGGAAGCUGGAUAAGGUGUGUAGUUUGAUUGGGAGGGAGGAGAGGAGCUUGGAGAAUUUCGAGGUGUCCUCCGAUUCCAGUUUGAUUGCUUUCCUUGGGAAUGAUGGGUAUAUUAUGCUGGUUUCUACCAAGACAAAACAGUUGAUUGGGACUUUAAAGAUGAACGGGUCUGUUCGUGCAGCUGCAUUUGCAGAAGGGGGAAAUCAGUUGCUGAGUGCUGGUGGUGAUGGGCAGAUUUAUAAUUGGGAUCUUCGAACGAGGAAAUGUAUUCACAAGGGGAAUGAUGAGGGUUGUGUUAACAGUUCGGCAUUAAGUGUUUCUCCGGACAGUAAGUUGUUUGCUGCUGGUUCUGAUAGUGGGAUUGUUAAUAUUUACGACAGGGAUGAAUUUCUUGGGGGUGUGAAAAGGCCUGCGAAAUCUCUCACAAAUCUUGUGACUGUUGUGGAUAAUUUGAAGUUCAAUGUUGAUUCUCAGAUUUUGGCCAUUUGUUCAAGGUUGAAGAGGAAUAAUUUGAAAUUGGUUCAUCUUCCUUCUUGCACAGUGUUCUCUAACUUUCCAUCACCCAAAACUCCAUUACAGUAUGUCCAUUCACUAGAUUUUAGUCCAGGUGGUGGUCUUUUGGCUGUUGGAAAUGCUGCAGGAAAAGUGCUUCUGUUUAAGCUUCAUCAUUACCAGCACGCUUGAUGGAUAAAUGAGAUAAAUGAAUGAGGAGACAUCAUCAUAUCUUUCUGGUAUCUCUUCAUGGAAAACACUGUAAAACUGACCCAGUGUCUUGACUGUUAAAAAGGACAGUUGCGGGUUCCAGCAUCUGGAUUGUCCAGUUGGAAUGUAUCACCGAAGUGGAAUCACAAAUUUGUAUUGUUGCUAUAUUUAGUUUUUCUUUCUAACGUCUACAUUAUGAUACAUCAUGUUGUGUUUUGAAACUAUUUUCGAAAGGCAUGUAUGGUCUUAGGGUCUGUAAUGUAUUGCUUUUCAUCUCAAUGGCUUCUUUCCAAAAUAGCAUAACAUUGGUACUGAUUCUCUUGGUAUCUUCCACUUAGGAAAAGCAAGACGUUGGUGCCAAUUAGAAGUCCAAUGCUUGAACAUAUCUUCAAAGGUAUCUAUACCCAUAAAUCAGAUCAAAGUAAACAUAAUUUGCACUGCUUCAA